Messenger RNA from Nematostella vectensis (starlet sea anemone), 2505 nucleotides. RefSeq lists its product as uncharacterized. Lineage: Eukaryota; Metazoa; Cnidaria; Anthozoa; Actiniaria; Edwardsiidae. The record is from RefSeq and is a predicted model, not a curated record. The transcript has 2 exons. Bases 869 to 1660 code for a protein of 263 amino acids.
UUGAAGCGGACUCCCAAAUAUGGUAUUUAGUGCCUAAUAAGGAAAUGGCCGAGCGAGCUAGAAAAACGACAGUUUUUAAAACAAGAUUGACUGAUACGAACAAUGAAGAGGCGACACAAAAAGAGCCUGUAAAGGGCUCCCCCCCUGUAACCAAAUCUACGUGUCACCGUGUCACGGAGACAAUGAGGUUUCAGCUCUCAUGCCCGUUUGUUUGCGCAUGCGCGAACAUACAAUCAUUAAAAAUAAUUGGGACAUUCGUACAAUUUGUGUAAAUUAUCAAAACAAUAAUCCAUUAAAGAGCACAAAACCCUUAAAAUUAUAUUUAGAAUCCCCCUCCCCUCCCUUCAAUGUUGCGUCAAGUGUUUUUUGCGUUGAUAUCACCCAACAUUAGAGACCUUUAGAUCCGUGGACCAGGUCCACGACCAGGACGAGUUUUGGCCGCGCGCGCACUGGUACUACAGACUAGUCCUCGGCCUGGUUGUCGUCAAAUUGCAACAUUUAGAUAGUAAACAAACCGUCGGAAUGCAAUUUUAUUAAGUUUGUUCAUAGUUUGGCCAUGUUUGAGCCAUGUUCUCCAAGAAAAACAUUCUAACAUCUUCAAUUAUGCUAUACCUCGACGAUUUUUUGGAGGAGGAAGAUGUCAUUCGAGUUAUCUUGGAGCAAAAUCGGAAAAAUCCUGCCAUUCCUCACGAGAAUUACAGUCGGAUCGAGGAGACACUCGGUGAUAUGUCUGAGGCUGAACUAAAGGCUGAGUUUAGGUUCGGUCGUGGCGAAAUUGACCUGCUUCUCGAAGCUCUUCAAAUCCCGGAGUCAUUCAAGUGCAUCAAUGGAACUGUUUCUUCUGGUUUAGAAGGACUAUUGACUAUUGAUGUUUUUGAGGAGGUUUGCAUACCCUUGCAGACUCGGUGAUAUGAUCCCACGGUUUGGUCGCUCUAUUCCUGAGCUUAGCCUCAUUUUAUCAGAGGUCACCGAUUUUAUUGUGAAUACACAUGGUCAUCUGCUACUUGACUUGAAUCAACCCUGGUUACAGCCAUUCCAAUUGGAGUCGUUUGCUCGGGCAAUCAGCCGAAAAGGUGCUGCGCUGGACAACUGUUGGGGUUUUGUUGAUGGCACUGUAAGACCCAUCUGCCGUCCAGGGGAGCACCAAAGAAUAAUGUAUAAUGGCCACAAAAGAGUUCAUGGUAUUAAAUUCCAGUCCGUGGUGGCGCCAAAUGGCCUAAUAGCCAACCUGUUUGGUCCAGUCGAGGGAAAGAGGCAUGAUGCGAGGAUGCUACAGAUGUCAGGGUUACUGCACCAACUUCAGCAAUACUCUGUUGAUCAAGCACGGCAGCCACUUUGCAUCUAUGGGGAUCCUGUUUACCCUCUCAGAGUUCAGCUACAGGCACCAUACAAACAUGCUCACCUCACAGCCGACCAAGAGGCCUUCAAUUCUUCAAUGAGCAAAGUUCGAUCGGCUGUUGAGUGGGUGUUUGGGGACAUUGUCUCUUAUUUUGCCUUUCUGGAUUUCAAAAAGAAUCUCAAGAUGGGACUUAGUCCAGUUGGUACAAUGUAUGCUGCCUGUGCUCUUCUACGGAAUGCUCAUACAUGUUUAUACAGCUCUAUGUCUAGCUCUUUUUUUGACCUAGAGCCACCUACUAUUCAAGAGUACUUUCAAGUUUAAUGAAAAUAAUUAUAUUGUAUUGUCAAAAUUUUGGUCCCUGCUCAUCCCCUGCUACUCUGGUAGCAAAGGUUUCUUUGGGCUAUUCCAUUUUUGUUCCCCUCAUAUCAAAGAGCCAGAAAGAGUCUUUUAUUUUGACUCUGGAUUUCCUUAGGGGUCUUCAGUUUUGAACCUGGUUUUCCACAGGGGGCUUUGAUUUCGACUAUAGAUUUCUAUAUGUUUGCUAGAGUCUUGAUUAGCAAUAGGGUGCAUAAAUUUAUCUGACAUUUCCACAAGGGUAACAUGAGAGAUUCUAGAUUUCCACUGUGGUAGAGCAAAGUUCCUCGAUUGGGGGAUUACAAAUUUUAAAUGGAAUAUGGCACUUUCUGUCAGUCUUUUAUUAGCUAGCUGCUAGUUUCUGUUUUUAAUUCUAUCCAAAGCUCAUUGGGCUUAAAAGUGCUAGUUUCUAUUUUUUUGUUAUUUGUCGAAUAUGAAGGAGCCAAUUAUAUUAAUUAUACGAGGCUUGUUAAGACAGAUUCUUUUAGUGUUUAAAGCAACUUGUGGCAAAAAAUCUGGUUACUUAGAAAGUACCAAACCUAUUGGCUUUAUUUGGCAACUUUUGAAAGGUUUGCAUAUAAAAAGAAACUUUUGUUUCCUUGAUGGCAGCCUAGGAAAAUCAAUUCCUUUAGGUGGUGAACUUUAAUUUUUCGGCUUCCAUGAAUAUUUCUUGGGAGGACUAACCAAAGUAAAUGCUGACCUAUAGUUCUUUCAAAGUAAAUUAAAACUAAGCCAGGGGGUUGUCAACGUUCGAGUAUAUAGAUUUUUGAUUGCUACAGGUAUUCUAUAAAAUAAAACACUUUUAGAUUCUU